Tyto alba (common barn owl) is the source of this 1965-nucleotide messenger RNA. RefSeq names its product DC-STAMP domain containing 1 (gene DCST1). Gene Ontology annotation, cellular component: membrane. The record is from RefSeq and is a predicted model, not a curated record. NCBI's taxonomy places the organism in Eukaryota, Metazoa, Chordata, Aves, Strigiformes, Tytonidae.
AUGGAGCCGACGGCAACCCCUGAGCAAGAGGGCUCUGCUGGGACAGAGGCACAGAGAAAGGAGAAACCACCCAACACGAGGCUCUGCCAUCUCCUCAUCCUCCCCAUGAACAUCACGAAGACGCGCAAGCUUCAGGUCUCCUGGGGGCUGGCGGGGGUGACUGCCUUGGGAUGGGCUAUGUCCCCCCACUUUCGUUGUGCCAGCCUGCUCGUGGGCCCCAAAUUCCUGGGGAAGGAGGGUCGGGUCUACGUUCUCUCCUUUGUCCUCGCCGCCAUCUACAACGGGCCGGUGACCAACAUCUGGCACAACCUGGAGGUGGUGACACGCUCGCUGGGCUGCGUGGCGGAGCUGCAGAUCAACCACAGCCGCCAGCUCUGGCAUCUGUCGACGGCCCCCAUGCGCAGGGUGAUGGAGGACAUGACACGGAGCGGUCAGACGCUGAACACCGAGAUGCAGAACAUCUCACAAGCCUUCGUCGGGCUGAACGAGGAGGUGGCCAGCGAGGCGGGGUACGACCUGCGGCAGCAGCACAAGAACCCCCACUCGGCCACCAGCACCCAGCAGCUGUAUGAGACAAAGACUAAACUGCGCUGCGACUAUGUGAUCAAGCUGGGCAUGCAGCGCUGCCAGGACUGGUUCAGAGAGAAGCACGAUGCUUGCAUGGCGCAAGUGGUCGUGCCCAUCAUCAGCCACUUCCUCUGCCUGCCCAUGAAGUUCUCUUUCCUCUGCAGCAUUGCCAAGGUCAUGAACAGCUGGUGCAGGGAAAACAUCCCCGUGGAGGGCAACUUCGGGCAGAUGUACGACCUGGUGAACAAUUCUGUCAGCAACCUCAGGCAGGAAUUCACUGCCAGUGUCGUCAUCCAGGAGGAGCAUCGUGAGAUGAUUCUGGGUGUCAACGUGUCGGCGGAGCAGCUGAUGGAGGAGGUGAUGUCGCAGGUGCGGCAGCACGGCGCCCGCCUGAACCGGACCUUCUCCUUCUUUCGCCUGCUGCUCUCCUACACCUUCCUCCUCGUCUUCAUCUCGGCUUUCUCCUACACCAAGCAGUACUGCCAGGACAUCUCCUUCGACAACCUCUACAUCACCACCUACUUCCACCAAAUCGAUGCCCGCCGCAGAAAGCAGCACAAGCGGACGCUGCUUCCCCUGCACCCGGCAGAGGUCUCGACCAUCAUUUUCCCGCGCCGCCUGGCCAUGCAGCCACCUGAGCGGCGGAACAUGGUGAGGGAGCUGCUGGAGUGCAUCCCACCCCUGCUCCUCCUCAUCCUCGCCUGCAGUCUGGACCACGUGCUCUUCACCAUGCUCAGCGUUAUCGAGCAGCACUCCUUCGUGGAGUACUCCUUCCACAGCAGCCACCACUUGUCCGUGAAGGUGACAGGCACAUCCCUGAUGGCUCGGCUCCUGCGGAGCACCGUCGGGGCCCUCAAUGCCUCCUCCGACAUCCAGUUGGAGACGUCCAACUUCGCCUGCCUGCCACAUCCCCGGAGCAUGAUAUGGCAGCAGUACGUGGACAGUUGCCUGCCCUUGGCCGUGCUGGUGCUGGUCUGCCUGGUCCAGGUCUAUAUGUACCGCCUGCGCCGUGUCAUCGCUGCCUUCUACUUCCCCAAGCGGGAAAAGAGCCGUGUGCUCUACCUCUACAACAAGCUGCUGCGACAGAGGCAGAGCUUCGUCUACCGGCAGCGGAAGCUCAUCGCCCAGCGUGCACGGCAGCACCCGGGGCUGGGGACGUCGCUGCUGAAGCGGUGCUGCCAGCGCUGGCCGUGCCUGCGCCGCUGGAUGCGUCGGCGCUGCACGGUGUGCGGGGCCCCUGAGAGCACCCGGGAUCGGGUUUGCCCCGUGCCCGCCUGUGGCGCCCCAUUCUGCGGGGUGUGCUGGAGGGAUGCGGGAGGCAUGUGCCUCGCCUGCACCCCCGGGGACUACGGCCUCUCCCAGGAGAGCAGCGAGGAGGACGUGGGGUACGCGGACUGA